This is a messenger RNA of Theobroma umbraticum, 2300 nucleotides long. Its product is annotated as S-adenosyl-L-methionine-dependent methyltransferases superfamily protein. The record is from RefSeq and is a predicted model, not a curated record. Gene Ontology annotation, molecular function: methyltransferase activity. Lineage: Eukaryota; Viridiplantae; Streptophyta; Magnoliopsida; Malvales; Malvaceae.
UUGAAUCAUUGUGCUUUGAUACUCCAAUUUCUUUGAUCUUUUACCAUGUACAUUUUCAGGUAACACUGAUGAGUGGUAAAAAGGAAAAAGUAAAUGGAAACGUAGCAAAUAGUAGUGAAGCUUUCCUCGGCGUCAUUGUCAAGUUACAACAAAUCCCAGAACGAGGGGGACAGCUCCCCAAAUCCUAUUGUUUUAGAGGUAAAACAAUAUAAAAUAUGCAUGCGAUUGCUCUUAACAAAACCAAGUAGACGAUAGAUCCCGAUUUCACGUGCCACCAGUCUUUCCUCCCAUUCUUUAUAUAUAUAUUCAUCACCGAAGGUACAAUGUCCAGCAGGCAGCACAGCAGCAGCGCCUAUUUUUUUCACAGUCGCUGACUACUGAUCCAUUCCAUUCCAUGCAAAUUGCAAGCGAGUAGCGACAGCUCUUUUCCUGUUCCGCUUGGAUUCCUAUCAAAAUCGAGGAUUGUAUGUGGGGGCUUCUGUGACCCCACUCGUGUCUAACAAGCGGUUCACAUUCAAUCUUGCAGAUCAAAUUUGAAGCGCUACCCUACAGGAGUAUCACAUCAGCUGCAUCUGGUCAAAACCUCCUUCCUGAAAAUGCCCAAGGUUGUGCGAAAACCAAAGGGAGAAAUUGAGAAGUGAAAAUUGAACUGAAACUAGUAAAAGCUCCGAAAUCAAGACCGGACAAAACAUGAAGUAACUAAGCAAAGCACCGAGAUCGAGAAAAACCCAAGACUCAAAGCACAUCCUAGUUAGCAAAGAAGUAGCGAGGAGGAAGACCGGAAUCAAUGGGUUUCACCAUGGGCUUGAACUUCCCUCUCUUGGCCAUGGUGGCAACCAACAUCCUCUCCCUUUAUCACCUCUCCUCUACCGUCCAAUCUCCCAAACCUCCUGCACGCCCUAUCCCGGACCACCUCCUCCGCCAGCUGAACACCAUACGCGCCACCAUCAACGACCUCACGCGCCAUAACCCUUCCAGCACCACCACAGCGAAACCCACCUCCACCGUACCUCAGGAUCUCCUCCUCUACUCCCAAAUCGCCCCCAUUGCUUCUUCCUGCCACAACCACCCUGACCUUCUACAUAAAUACAUGACUUACACUCCUUUCUCAAUCUGCCCUCAUGAUCCUGACCUUCAAGAAACGCUUAUUCUCAACGGUUGCCACCCACUUCCACGUCGGCGUUGCUUCUCAAAACCCCUCAAAACCCUCUUCCUCUCUUCCCUGAACCCGUUCCCAACUUCCCUCCCUGAUUCUUCUGUAAUCUGGAACAAAUACUCAUGUAAAUCUUUUGCCUGUCUUUUACAAAACAACCCCGUAGGUUUCGAUCUCAACGCUCAACGGUCUUCCCUGCUAAAAUACUCUUCUGAACUCGAUCUUCCUAUCAACCAGUUCAUGCAAUUGGCCAAGUCAGCCAAUUCGGUGAUCCGUCUUGGCAUUGACAUAGGCGGCGGAACUGGAACCUUUGCUGCUUUAAUGAAAAAAUUCUACAACGUUACGACUACGACUACCAUGAACGUCAAUGCACCUUACAACGAAGCCGUGGCCUUAAGAGGGUUGGUGCCUAUACACGUGCCGUUGCAGCAGAGGUUGCCGGUUUUCGACGGGACGAUGGAUCUGGUCCGGUGUGGGAGGGCGGUGAACAGGUGGAUACCGGUGAAGGUGAUGGAGUUUAUGUUUUACGAUGUGGAUAGAGUGCUGAGAGGAGGAGGGUACUUGUGGGUGGAUCGGUUCUUUAGUAAGGGAGUGGAUCUGGAGAAAAUUUAUGGGCCAUUGAUUGGGAAGCGGUAUACGAAAGUGAAGUGGGCAGUUGCUAAUAAGACGGAUUCAAGUGGGUUGAAGAAUGGGGAAGUUUACUUGACUGCUUUGUUGCAAAAGCCUGUUUCAAAGUGAUGUUGGGAAUUGAGGAAUCAUUGAUUUUUUGAGAUAUUGAUGUCUGAUCACAAUCUCAUGGAUGCCGGAAAUGCCACCACCUAUUCGAAGAUUAUUGUCUGCACUCAGAAAAGCUGGAAACCCUUGCUUGAGUGACAAAGCAACUUAAAUCAUUCCCGCUAACGUGGAUUGGGAUUUCAGCAGCUUCUCAAUGUUGUAAAGAUUGUAGAUGUGCAAAAAAAAAAAAAAAAAAACCAACAAUUAUAGGCAGUGGAGGGUAUUGUAAAAUCACAAGGUUCUCUCAUAAAAGUGGUCGAAGUGGAUGGCCAUCAUUCAUUUUUCAACUACUCGUUAUAACAUUUUGUUGCUGUCUAUAAAUAUAUGUGUAGAACAAUCACCAAAUAAUGGACUUAUACCUUUCUUUUAUUUA